AGACAAAAGAACAAAAAAGAAGAAGAGCAAAACCUAAAUAAAUUUCACGACCAUGCCGCCGCCGAAUAUGAGAUCGAUCUUUGCUAAGGUACAUCAGACGUCGAAAUCAGUUGUGUCUCGCCGCAAUUUCUCUUCACCCGCCGCAGGUGACGGCAAAGAGCCAAAGGAAAAAUCUAGCGUGGGUUCAGUGGUAGCUCGAACCCUCCUCCUAGGUGCUAUGGGAUAUGUCAGUGGUACUUACGUUGGUACUUACCUUGAAACUUACGUUGGUACUGAAGAAGAAGGCAAAGCACUGAAGGAGAAUUUGGAGAAGUUGACCUCACUGAAGGAGACUUUGGAGAAGAUGACCGAAGAGUUCAAGGAGAUAGAAAACAGAGUAUCCAAGCUCGAAGAUCACUUAGAAAUACUUAAAGGAAUCUGAUUGUUUAGAUGAUGUUUAGAUGAACAGUUGACUGAAGCUCUCUCGUUAGUUUCAAGUUUCAAUGUGAGUAGAGUUUUAUCUCUUAGUUUUAAGAAAUUAGCUUGAUAUUAAUUUUGUAAGGAUUCUAAAUGCAAAUGGCUAAAGAUUUUAA
Eruca vesicaria subsp. sativa (arugula) is the source of this 572-nucleotide messenger RNA. The record is from the annotation of a GenBank genome assembly. Lineage: Eukaryota; Viridiplantae; Streptophyta; Magnoliopsida; Brassicales; Brassicaceae.